AUGGUCUCAGAGAGGGCAGUCGCCGGCGCACUGGCCUUUGAUUGGCUGGAGUGCGGCAGCGCACGACUCCGAUUGGCUGGGGCUCUCAGAGCGACGCGUGGCCACCUGCUGGAGGGACAAGGCUUCCGCGAGCUGCGCGCGAGGGGCCCUGGCGCGGCUGCUGUGGCCAAGCUGGCUGCCCAGCUUCCCCGCUCCCGCUCGCAUCCGCGGCUGGCCCGCGCCCGCGUCCACUCGCGGCUGGGCCGGUCCCGCGUGUCGCUGUCCCUGACCCCGCCGCCCGCGCCGUCCCUGCCGCAUCCGCCUUUGCCGGGACUCCCACCGGGCCUGAGCCCUGCGCCGCCGCCGCCGCCCUCGGCGCUCGCCCUGGCCGAGCUGCCGCCGCUGCCUGCACUCCCACUGCGGCCAGCGCCGCCGGCUCCCUGGGGCCCAGGCGCCCACGUGGCGCUGCCGGAGCUGCCGCCCGAGGCCUGCGUGCCCGCGCCACCCGCCGCCGCGCUCGCCCUGCAGGACCUGCCGCGGCUCCCCGCGCCCGCGCCGCCGCCCGCGCACCUGCCACUGCCGCCGCUGCCAGAGGCCGCGGUCGCCGCCACUCCCGGUCCCGUGGGCGCGCGCGGCCGCCCGCCCCUCAUCGCCGAGUCACCCCCGCAGCCGCUGCCGCCGCUGCCUGCACGGCCCUCGCCCUUCAACCUGCUGGCGCCCCCAGUGCCUCGAGACCCCUGGCCACUGCCCGCCUUCCCCCCGCCGCUGCUGCCGCCGCCCCCGCCGCCCUACUUCUUCCUGUCGCCUCCCUGCUGAAGACCCGGCCCUUCCCGCCCAGGAGGGACUGCGGGCGGGUUUGAAUACUAUCACUAAAGUCAUCUGCUCAAGUUUGUAUGGCUUCGUGGAAACUCAGACAUGCCUUCCAAGUCUUAAGAAGUCAAACUUUCAGCUGAAAUAGAUCCUAGGGUCCCUUGGGCCUGGGAGCACCAGGAAACCAGUGGUGCUGAUGGACAAUCGAUACUGGGCCUUGGAACAGGAGUGUCACAUGCAAGGGCUGUGAAGUCACACCCACAGGAUAGGAAAGCUCCCAGGCCCUCCUGCCCUCUGAGCCAAGACUCAGACAGUGAACAAGGACAAGACAAUGUGGGCUCCUAAAGAAGACAACAUUCUCAGAGCUUCAGAUGGAUAACUGCUGCUGGUGGAAAGUGACAAAU
This is a messenger RNA of Cervus elaphus (red deer), 1193 nucleotides long. Its product is annotated as vegetative cell wall protein gp1-like. NCBI's taxonomy places the organism in Eukaryota, Metazoa, Chordata, Mammalia, Artiodactyla, Cervidae. The coding region runs from base 1 to 795 and encodes 264 amino acids. The record is from RefSeq and is a predicted model, not a curated record. The transcript has 4 exons.